AUGUCAGGCUCAUCAACUCUGAACACAACAGAAUCUCCCGUCGCGGUCUUCCAGGAUCGCCCUAUUUUCUCGUGUUCGAAUUGCUCUGCGGUCAUUGCUCUGCAAGACGAACUUAUUAGUAAAGCAUUCUCUGGAAGAGACGGACGUGGAUACCUCAUGUAUUCGGCCGUCAAUGUAAAGAUGGGAAAGAAAGAAGACCGCUCCCUACUCACGGGUGUUCAUACGGUGGCAGACGUUUUCUGUGUCGGCUGCAACGAUCGCUUAGGAUGGUAUUAUCACAAAGCGUCCGAUAACACACAGAAAUACAAGGAAGGGAAGUACCUUCUGGAACGAGAACGGCUGAUCAAGGAGAAUAAGUGGAAACUGGACGAGUGA
Molecule: messenger RNA, 375 nt
Organism: Postia placenta MAD-698-R-SB12
Lineage: Eukaryota; Fungi; Basidiomycota; Agaricomycetes; Polyporales; Adustoporiaceae
Exons: 5
Coding region: 1-375 (124 amino acids)
Source: RefSeq, a predicted model, not a curated record